Aedes albopictus (Asian tiger mosquito) is the source of this 4272-nucleotide messenger RNA. RefSeq lists its product as uncharacterized. The coding region runs from base 1221 to 2720 and encodes 499 amino acids. Gene Ontology annotation, molecular function: GTP binding. The transcript has 2 exons. Lineage: Eukaryota; Metazoa; Arthropoda; Insecta; Diptera; Culicidae. The record is from RefSeq and is a predicted model, not a curated record.
UGGGACAAUCGGGCGUAGAAACAGUGAUUGUCGUGCAUUUAUUACGGUCUUAAAAGCGUGAAAGUUUCUGUUAUAGUCCAGUGGUAAACGAAGUCGCAAUACAAUUAUUGAGAAACUCAAACAAAAACGUUCGAGGUCAGUCGGGAUGUGGAUACAUUUUUGUUGUAAAAAUGUAAAUCCACAGACAAACAGACGUGUCACUUGGAACAAUGUGCGAUUAAAAUCAUCCUCACAAAAGCAUAAUCGUCCAAUGCUAAUUACGUUGUGUUUCGCAAACUCACUGAAUAGAUGGCAAUGGGGCACGUUCGGUGUAGUACUAGAUUUGUAGUAAUGAGCUGAAUUUUAGUAUGGUGAGAAGGUCCAUUCUCCGUUCCUGCAAUGAAAUGGUGCAAAAAGCGUGGGUAUUAUGAUUCCUUGCCUAAUUUGAUGUUGUUUGAGCAAAACUUUGGAUAACUAUGUUGUUUAUGUUGCAAGAAAUGCAGAAAAUAACAACACUGUUGCCCAAAGUUUUGCUCAAACAGCAUCAAAUUAGACAAGGAAUCAUAAUACCCACGCUUUUUGCACCAUUUCAUUGCAGAAACGGAGGAUUGACCUUCUCACCAUACUAAAAUUCAGCUCAUUACUACAAAUCUAGUACUUCACCGAUCUGUCCUAUAGUGAGCAAACGUCAAACAGGAGUAAAAACGAUGCGAGCGCCAUGAGCGAGAGAUUUGCGAACUGCCUUAUAUUUGAAUAGUCCGUUAAAAAGGGAUACAAUGGGAAGUGGGUAGAGUGAGACUCCUGUUUCUCUGUGGUAAAUCCCUACGAACAAACUGCUGUCGAGGUUUUGCUGAAGACGGUGAAUUCGAGCGAUAAUGUUCCGAGAAUCGAUAAUGUGCCAUGUAUAAAAUCUAGGCACCUUUGGCCAGUCUGUGCCUUUUUUUUAUUUAAUUACCUAUGUAUCGACUUCAAAGGUAGCUACCACCGUAGAUGUUUCGACUUCAGGCUGGAUCACUUUUUCGUUCGUUUUAUCGUUCAAGGAAGAAUUGUAUGUACAUUUGCGAUAAUGAUAUCUUUUCCAUUAUCACUAAGGCAUGGUACGAUUUAUGGUUCAGAAGAAUCUAUAUCAUGGGAGUGAGCAGUCGUGUUUCGAGAGUGGAAGCUUAGAUCUGAUAAUCUUUGUGCGCUGAUCCGAUAAUUUCGAUCAUAAGUAAACAUCUUUUCGAUAUAUCGUAUUCGCCAUGGAAUCCUUCAAUCCGGAAUCGCCGUUGAGACAAGAUUUUCAAAAGGAAUACAACAUCAUUCUGUUUGGCGAAACUGGCGCAGGAAAAUCAACCCUGAUAAAUUAUCUCACGAAUUAUUUUAAAAACGGUACACCGGGAAAUUUCAAAAUUGCAAUUCCUACGAAGCAUCACGCGGCAACCGAGGGUCUAGAGCACCACGAAGACAACGUUCAGGAUGCUACAAAAAGUCAAACUAGAGCCUGUACCGAAUACAAUUUCAGAAAACAGGACACGAUAUUCAACUUCAUAGACACGCCAGGGCUCAGCGAUACCGAAGGACCGGAACAGGAUGAUUUCAACGUUCGGCAAAUUAUGGGAGCCGCUGAGCAGAGCGGAAUGUUGACAGCAAUCAUCCUUGUUAUAAAUGGAACGCAGGCCCGAGCUACUGUAACGCUGCGCAACACGUUGUGUCUGUUGAGAAGCUCAAUACCGGACGUCCUUCUGCAGAAUCUCGUCGUAGUUCUAACAAACUGCUCUGUUACAACCGUCAACUUCGACCUGGUCCAUUUAAAACCAUGGACUGUUCCUGAGUCGAACGUUUUCCACAUGAACAACUGUGCAUUCAGUAGACCAGUAUCACAAUGGGCAAAAAAUGAACGCAUGAAGAAAAAUCUGGAAAAGGAUUGGGAAUGCUCAAUGGAAACCAUUAAAGAAUUGACCCAUAACUUGACGCAGCUUGGUAGAAAAGCGACUGAAGCUUUCAAACAAAUGCGCAUAAACAGAGACAGAAUAAAAUCGCAGCUUCAUAGCAUUUUGUGGGAGGUAAAGCAGGUCCAGGAUCUUCAAAACGAACUCGAUAUUAUGAAAACCACUCAGCAACAUAUAUCCACCGACAUUGCAAAAUAUUCCGACUACAAGCGAACGAAACAAGUGGAAUGUACGGAAUGGGUAAGAUGUGAUUAUUACAGUACAAUCUGCACUAAAUGCUGGAAGCUAUGCAAUGAAUGUUGGGCUCAUAUCAAGUCGCCAAAAGCAUUCUUUAGAUCAAGACGACGUUCAACACCGAUUAUUAGUGGCAUAAUGAGUUUUUAUAAUGCUACAAUUGGAGGAAAUUGUCAAUGUGGCCAUCCACCCUACAAUCACUUCGACGACAACAUUAAAUCAGUCAAGAAAACGAAAACCGUCGAGGAAAUUCUCGAAGAUAUUAAAAACGCCUAUGAUGAUAGCGUGAGUAAAAAUGUGCAAAUACAGUCUAAAAUUGGUAGCCUGGACGCCGAUAUCGCUACUCUGAGACAUGCGCUCGAUACAAAAGAGGCGGAAAUCCUGAAAUGUUGUGAUGAGCUGAAGAAGCUCUGCUCGCAGUUUAACUUUGUGGACGAGCUCCAAGGCGUCAUUGAUGUCAUGGAGAGAGAUGCCCGUACGCUUACCUCCACGGUGGCAAGGGUCGAUGCCGAGAACAGAAUUAGAAGCAUCAAACAGUUGGUCGAUACGCUGUCAAGUGCAGGGAAAAGUGACUAGAAUGCAACACUAGUCUCAGGUAGCGAUUCAAGUAUAAUAAAUUCUUAUGUCGAAGAGAAUUAUUUCUAUUUAAUAAUAUUCAGUUUCGAAUAGUUUUUACUCUUAAUUUUUAUAGCACUAUCAUAACAAAACGUAAUACCACUCUACUCGAAAAACGUCUGAUCAAUUUCGACCGGAGGAUCAAUUUGACCCAAGUUUACGAUACUAGGCAUCUUUUCCUCAAAUUGCUCUUAAAAUCAUGCAAUUUUACAUGUGGUUGAUUGCAGUCAGAAAUACAGUGGAUGGCAAGAAUUUAUUCUGUUCGGCCCUCUGUACCACAAUGGGUGCUCUGCUCAGGACUGAAAGUAUAGAGGCUUUUCAUGCUUCAGAAAAUUAUUUGUAUGUUCAAUACCUACGUUCUUCUGUAGAAUUCCUUGAAAAUUUUCCCAGAAAAUCCAUCCAAAAAUCACCGAAGAAACCCCUGGAAGAUUUCUCAGUGAAAGUCCUGGAGGGAUUUCCGAUGAGUUCUCUAGAAGAGUUACUAUUAAGUAAGAUUAGUGUGAUAGUUAGUUUAAAAAACUAUUCAACCUUUGUACAACGACAUAUUCUUAUCAAUUCAGUUAUGCUAAGCCUUGUAUGUGGCGUGACGGCCAACGGAAAUGAAAAACAUACGCACAUAUUUUCAAUCAUAGAGGUCGGUUUCAUGUUAGACAUGACACGAUUCGAGAGCGAUUGGAGUAAUGCAAUACAUAAUUCAUAACAGUCGCACGCGGUGCAAAUAUCUUUCACUGUUUGACACGAGACACCUAGUAGGUAGGUAUGAAUGCAUGUUAUUUCUUCUGCGCUGCUAAUGGCUAUUGACGAGGACAAUCGUAUCAACAAAAACAGGGAAUCAUAGUAAAGCAUUGCCCAAACCGGCAUAUGAUUUCGACUCAUUCAUAAAGUUAUUGCAAAUCGACAUGUUCAAUGUAUAUGGCCUUCUGACACCUGUGAGCCUGCACAGAGGUUUGAGUACAGUACAAUGUAAUUAUUAAUAUUACCUAUUAGGGUUUGUGUGCCAUCAGUAAUCUCACGCUCCCAAUUUCAUCCUAUUCGAAAACAAGCGAUUACGGCACCGACUGAUUCCGUUCUUUUUGUUUUCAUGCCUGCUCACUUCUAACAAAAAUUACAAAAAUAAGAAACAAAACAAACAGUGCUCUAAUCCUUUGUUUUUCGUAGGAUGAAAAUGGGAGCCCCAUGCUUAAUAAGGGAACCAAUACCCUAUCUCCAUAGUACGUACCUACUAUGUUACUUUAACUUUUUCUAGUUGAUAGAAUCCCUGUUUUCCUAAAACCAUUUCCGCAGUUUGUUUCUGUUUCUGUUCGAACUUCUGAAUAAGACUUUGAUAAAAAAAAAAACAUAACUGAAGUAUUCUUACAGUUGCGCAAUCGAUCGAAUAAAUGAUUAAUUCAAGUUAAUGAUCGAAAGGAAUUCGCAUUGUAAGCUGUCCGUCCAAGCUAGAGUUUUCAAUAAUAAAAAGUUGCCAAAGGAAAUGUCAUGUAAUCAGGUGUCAUUUUUAUUCAUAUCACUUUGA